UUUUCUCUUAAAAAAGAAGAGAGAAUUAUGAAGUUCUCUAAGCAAUUUGAAGGCCAGCUUGUUCCUGAAUGGAAAGAUGCCUUUGUUGAUUACUGGCAACUCAAGAGAGACCUCAAGAACUAUCAUCUCCUUAAUAAUAUUAAUGAUCAUAAUACUACCACUUCAUCCACCUCCACCAAGAACCAACAUCAUAGCUCUUUAGCCAACACCUUAGUUUCCUCUAUUGGAAAGUUCUCUUUUUUUGGCCACCAUCAACAUAGAGAACAUGGUGCCAUUCAAGUUCAUAAGAAACUUGCAAGUUCAGCAAGCAAGAAUGAUACGUAUGAGACGGAAUUGCUCGAUCAAUUUGCUGAUACUGAUGCCGCCAAAGAGUUCUUUGUAUGUUUGGAUAUGCAACUCAACAAAGUGAACCAGUUCUACAAGAAUAAGGAGAAAGAGUUCUUGGACAGAGGUGAGUCCUUGAAGAAACAGAUGGAGAUUCUCAUUGAACUCAAAACCGCACUCAAGCAGCAGCGCGGCAAAGGAGCUUCUUCCCAGGACUCCAAGGAGGAUCCUUCUAUUUCUUGCACCGUCUCUUCAUGUGAUGAGGAGUCCAUUAAGGACAGAACAGAGCAAGAACAACAACAAGAUCAGCAGCAAGACAGCAGCAUCGAUGACAUGGAAAAAAAACUACAACCCAACCGUCUCAGUGGUUCUAGCCUACUUUAACCUUUUAGUUACUCUUACUUUUCUCUCCUAUUGUUUGACAAAACACUGUCAAGUCGUUCUUUCAAUUGCCAGGGGAAGAACUUAAGAAUAAAUAUUCCUCUAACAACGCCAUCUCGCACCUUCUCAGCAAUCAGUUACUUGGUUUGGGGAGAUUUAGUUAGCCAGUCCAAAAAAAUUCCUGAAGGAAGUAGGCUGCACAUCAACAAAACAAAGAUCCAUCAUGCAGAGAAGAUGAUAAGAGGAGCUCUCAUUGAGCUCUACAAAGGUUUGGGUUAUCUCAAGACCUACAGGAACUUGAACAUGCUUGCUUUUAUAAAGAUUCUGAAGAAGUUUGACAAAGUUACUGGAAAACAAGUUCUUCCCAUUUAUCUAAAAGUAGUAGAGAGCUCCUAUUUCGAUAGCUCAGACAAGGUUAUGAAUUUAGCUGAUGAAGUUGAGGAGUUAUUCAUCAAGCACUUCGCUGAAGAUGACCGUAGAAAGGCCAUGAAAUAUCUUAGGCCGCAUCACCGUAAAGAAUCACACUCUGUUACCUUCUUCAUUGGACUUUUCAGUGGAUGCUUCAUUGCUCUCCUUGUUGGAUAUGUAAUUAUGGCUCACAUAACAGGAAUGUACAGACCGCAACCGGAUACAAUCUAUAUGGAAACUGUAUACCCUGUACUUAGUAUGUUCACCCUGUUGUUUCUACACUUCUUUCUGUAUGGUUGCAACAUUUUUAUGUGGAGGAAAACCCGUAUAAAUUAUAGCUUCAUCUUUGAGCUGGCCCCUACCAAGGAGCUUAAGUACAGAGAUGUGUUCUUGAUAUGUACCACCUCAAUGACUGCUGUAGUGGGUGUUUUGUUUAUUCAUUUGUCACUUGUCACUAAAGGGUAUUCAUAUACCCAAGUUGAAGCAAUUCCUGGCCUUCUGCCACUGAUCUUCUUACUGUUACUUGUGUGCCCCUUCAACAUUUUCUACCGAUCAAGCCGCUAUCGUUUCAUUUGUGUGAUAAGGAACAUCAUACUAUCACCUCUCUAUAAGGUUCUCAUGCUGGACUUCUUCAUGGCUGAUCAACUCUGUAGUCAGGUGCCAAUGCUUAGGAACUUAGAAUAUGUGGCCUGCUACUAUAUAACUGGUAGCUACAAAACUCAGGACUAUGGUUAUUGCAUGAGAGCUAAGCAUUACAGGGAUUUUGCUUAUGCAGUAUCCUUUCUACCCUAUUACUGGAGGGCUAUGCAGUGUGCUCGGCGCUGGUUUGAUGAAGGGCAAACUAGACACCUUGUGAAUCUAGGCAAAUAUGUAUCAGCAAUGUUAGCAGCAGGAGACAAAGUAGCUUAUGAGAAAGAAAGAACUGCUGGAUGGCUGUGUCUUGUUGUCAUCGUGUCAAGUGCUGCAACGGUGUACCAAUUGUAUUGGGACUUUGUAAAGGAUUGGGGGUUGCUUCAAAUGAAUUCCAAGAACCCCUGGCUAAGGAAUGAAUUAAUGCUUCGUCGAAAGAUCAUUUACUACUUUUCCAUGGGAUUGAACCUUAUUCUCAGGUUGGCUUGGCUACAAACAGUUCUCCAUUCAAAUAUUGGACAUGUUGAUUACAGAGUAACUGGCUUAUUUUUAGCAGCCCUUGAAGUCAUCAGAAGAGGACUGUGGAACUUUUACAGAUUGGAGAAUGAGCAUCUUAAUAAUGCUGGCAAGUUUAGAGCAGUAAAGACAGUGCCACUUCCAUUUGAAGAGGAUGAGGAAGAUUGAUGCCCCAUUGGCAACAGUUGCUUACCAAAUUCGAUUCGAAGGGAAUCCCAGAUGUUUUGCGAUCAAGUCGUUCCAAGAAGAACCUUGUACAAGUUGAUGCCACAAGCCCACAACUAACCAGACAUCAACUUGAUUUUUAUUGUUCCUUGGAUAUUGGGGAAAAAAAAAAAGUGGUUCAUACUUGUAUACCAAAUUUUCUUCAACAAAUAAAUAGAAAUUGAUGCAAAUGCGUGCAGUUGCGUUAAUAUCUAGU
Molecule: messenger RNA, 2680 nt
Organism: Pistacia vera
Lineage: Eukaryota; Viridiplantae; Streptophyta; Magnoliopsida; Sapindales; Anacardiaceae
Product: phosphate transporter PHO1 homolog 1
Exons: 13
Biological process (GO): phosphate ion transport; cellular response to phosphate starvation
Cellular component (GO): Golgi apparatus; plasma membrane; cytoplasm
Molecular function (GO): inositol hexakisphosphate binding
Source: RefSeq, a predicted model, not a curated record